CAUAGUAGGGACGGGCAGGAAGGCGGGCAAAGCGGCGCGCAGGACCGGCUUUCCUUCCGCUCCCUUCCGCCGCAGCCCCGCUUUCUGCUGCCAGUUCCGCCGCCAGGAUGAUUCCACCGGUGCAGGUCUCGCCCCUCAUCAAGUUCACCCGGUACUCGGCGCUGCUCGUGGGGAUGAUCUACGGCAAGAAGCGAUACGACUACCUAAAGCCUAUUGCUGAGGAGGAGAGAAGGAUAGAGGCGGAGGAGAAGAAGAAGCGCGAGGAGCUCGAACGGAUCGCAAAGGAACUGGCAGAAGCAUCUGAAGAUUCCAUUUUGAAAUAAAGGAUUGGAUCUUAAUUUUAGAUACAUGGCUAGGCUCUGAAUGGUGUAGUGGUUGAUGGUCUCUGCAUGUUACUCUACCAAUAAAGUACUUAACCA
Molecule: messenger RNA, 419 nt
Organism: Tympanuchus pallidicinctus (lesser prairie-chicken)
Lineage: Eukaryota; Metazoa; Chordata; Aves; Galliformes; Phasianidae
Gene: ATP5ME
Product: ATP synthase membrane subunit e
Exons: 4
Coding region: 108-323 (71 amino acids)
Biological process (GO): proton motive force-driven ATP synthesis
Molecular function (GO): proton transmembrane transporter activity
Source: RefSeq, a predicted model, not a curated record